AUGGAGGACAAACUGGAGAGCGAGCUGCUGAGCGUGUUCGCGCAGAGCGUGUCGAGCAACUUCGAGGACAUAAAACAGAGCGAAGCGAAAAUCACGGCCCUGUACGAGGACCCCAACCGGGAGAACUACAUCCGGCUGCUCCUCAAGUUUGUCAUGUACCCAUACGAUGAAAAAAAUGAAAAAAAAAAUUUGUACGACGGAGUGCUAAACAGGAACGUAAAAAUAGCAGUCAUGAUAAGCAUAAAAAACUUUGUAAAAAAAAGUGUCCACAGUAACUUAGAAAGUCUAGAGCUGAGUCCCGACUUGAGCAUACAGAUCAAACACUUCUGCAUGCACUUCCUCCUCGAUGUGAACAAUGAAGACAUACAAAGUUUGGAUAAAUAUUUUUAUGAAAUUCUACUCUACUUAUUCAAGUUUAGCAUCUGUGAUGAUUACGAUUACCUCUUGUUUUAUUUAAUCACUCUUUACAUUAGCGAUGGAGGAGCAGACAGUGUGGUGCAACUACUACACAGUGAUGAGAGGAAGAAGGUAGACGAUACAGCUAAAAUAAUCGACUGCAUAAUGCUUUAUGUAAGGAAUAAGGAAAUAAUGGAGAAUCUAACUCAGGACAAUUUCUUUGUUCAGUAUGCUAAAUUUGUAUCCAAUUUGGAAGAAAUUAAAAAUGUUAUUUGUUGUCGUAACAAAUCUCUUAACGAUGAUAUUGUAAAUUAUAUUAACAAUACUAAGAGAGUCUAUAAGACGAAUGACAGACACAGCUUGUUUUUACUAAGCGAUUGCAUCUUGUAUGGUUUACCUGGAGCUGGUGUGGCCAGUCUUUCUAACAUGGUUAGUGUAGUAAAUGUAGUUAGUGCGGUUAGUGUGGACAAUGCUGUUAAUGCAGUUGGUGGAGGAUUGGGAGGAGGAAAUACUCAAUUUGAUUUUCCAGGAAAGGGAACUAUCGCUAACGACUACAAUGGCAAUGUAAAACUUGUACCACUUACCACAGCCAUGACACAUUCCUCCAGUCAUCACAUAAAUACUACUCUCCUGAGGAAAAAAUUCAUCGCCAUGAAAAUAAUUAGAAAAAUAGUUAAAAAGUACAAAAACAAUGAUUAUGUCUCCAAGUAUGAUUUGAAAAUAAUUUUAACUCACAUUGAAUUCCCCCUCACCCUUUACUUUGUUUAUUUGUAUGGAAAAUUUUCUGAAACCAGUGGGUACCUUUCACAAAAGUUAAGCGUUGGAGGAGGGGGUGGUGGUCCAAAUGCAUUACUUGCAGCAGCCAGAACAGAAAUGAAAUCUAGCCAAGUGUAUGUUCAGAUAAGUAACUGCUUCCUCGCCAUGAAUUAUCUCUUACAAAAUAUACAUGUAUAUUUGAAAAUAUUUUAUGCCAUCAUCGGGGUUGACUUACCUGAAUACUUUGAGGAUAAUUUCGAAGUCCUUUUUAACAUUUUUAACAACGUGCUUCUGUAUGAUGUGGGCAUGGUGUGCAAUUUCCUCCCUUACAUGGAGGUACUAUACAAUGCGGUGAAGGCAGACGGGGGAGCCACUACUCCUUCCUCCUACAAUACUUCUGCCAUUUCCACUGUCACAUCGCAGAGCAGCCACACAGGCCAAUUGCCCCCCCCACAAGAACUGUCCAAGCUGAACUCCAAAUUUUUACAAAACGUUUUAAAGUGCAAAGUGAUGUUAGUAGAUGUGAUCAAAAUAAUUUCAGAAACGUAUCAGGAUGAAUCGAAGAAGUAUAUUGUGAAGUUGGUGUUUUCCUUAACCCAGGUUCUUUACUCCGAGACUGAUAGGAAUUUAUUGUGUCACAAUUAUAACUGUCUUGCAUCUACCAUCAAACUUAUUCAUCACAUGAACCUAAACAAAAAUGACUCGAACCCAUACAAAGAUAAACAGUUUCUACAUAAAAUUAUAGAACGAGUUCUACAUCAUAUUAGACUCAAAAGAAUCGAUAUAGAAGAAAUAUUAGAUGCAGAUUUGGACUAUUUCAGAAAUGAUCUGAACAAGGUCAACUCCUUUUCUGUGAGAUCUGCGGCUACUUAUUUUUUAAAAACACUUUGUGAUAAUUAUUUUGAUGCUUGCUUUCCCAUGUUGGAGGUUAGAAUUUUUGCAAGGGACUCUCUCAUGUUCUUUAAUCCUUCUGCCACUUCAUCUGCGGAGAGAGGCGGUGGUGGAGUAGGGGCAGGUGUUGGUUCUACAAGCCUUUCCAACACCACACAGAUGCAAAACCAUUUUGGAAGUCUUCAUCAGGGGGGCAACUCAACGCAGAUUAAUAAUAGUACUGGUAGUAAUAAUAGUGGCAACCCCCACAAUGGUGUAGGUAUCGAUAAAAAUGACCCUUUUUAUGAGGCAUGCAAUUUAGAAUACAAAAUACAACUAAUCACCUGUCUUGGUCAGGUAAAUUUGGCACAAAAUUUUUAUGAACAAAAUGUACAACAUAUUCUUAAAGAAUUCGUUAUGACAGCCAAGAUGAAAUACCCGGAUGUAGACUCCCUGUGCUAUGGCAUCCACGAUUAUGAUUUUACCAGUCGACCUGGAACGAAUUCUAUUAGUGGAGUAAGUCACAACACAAGUGCAGGUGCCAAUCAACACAAAUCUGUGUGGCUUUCCAACGAAGAUCUCUUCAGUAAAAAGAAUACCAUAUACCUCCUCUCCGUUUUAAAAUUCCUCCUAAACAAUAGAAGCAUAUGUAUCGGGUCCAACAAUGCCCUCGACAUAUUUACCUUCCUACAUCACCUGCUCUUCACAGACAAAGUCAUGAUAUACUGCUAUGCCUGUCUUUGCAUGAAUCGAAUUUUAAAUCAGCAAAUAAGUAGCGACCUCGUGCAAAUUAUCUUCACCAAUUGUCUUUCCAAAACACUCACCAGGUUGCUGUUCCUCCUCAAGUACCACGUGCAUGUAAAGAUAUUAAAUGAAUACAUCCUCAUCACCAUUAUGAGGAUUUUCCUUUUGUGCCCGGAAAAAUUAACCAAUUUAUAUGUGCCCCUCCUACUAAUCCUAGAUAAUACAAUAAAAAUAAUUAUUAACGAAUCACACAACCCUCUGUUCAAUCACUACCUCUUUGAGCUACUCACUCUCAUCAUCUCGUUAAUAUACAAAUCGCAACAUGUUAGUAGCAUUAAUCAAGUGGAAGAAGUCGUUAUUUCUACCUUCUCGCAAAUAUUACAAAUGUAUGUACAUGACUUCAUACCCUACAUCUUCCAAAUCCUGUCCAUCAUUGUCGAUAACACAUGCACUGUUCAGAAAAUUCACGUAAAAAUUUUGAGCAACUUGUAUGAAAUGGAUCUGUGGAAAAGCACCGUGGGAAAUGUCAAUGGAAUAAUUUGUGUGUUGAAAAGUUUUUUUAAAAAGUACCAUUUAUUCGAAGAAAUUAUUAAAAAUAACAUGCAGCAACUUUUUAACAUAUAUCAUUAUUGCUUAUCCAAUAAGAAACUUUCCACGGACUCGUUUCAAAUCAUUCUUAUUAUCUUCACGUACCUUCCUGUGGAAGCUUAUAAGACUUUCCUCAAGCCCCUCUUCGUUCUGCUCUUCACAUUUCUGCAACAGUACAAAAAUGACAUUAUGAAAAUUAAAGUCGUGCAUGCGCUCUCCGUCCUGGUGCUCAAGACGGACGUCUCCCUCUUCGUCGACACGGUGGAACAAAUACACGACGGACUCAUCUUCAACGUGCUCAAGAACCUGUACAUGCCCAUCCUGGACAAGCUAAUCAACGUAAACGAAAAGAUUAUUAUCUUCCUGGCCCUCACGAAAAUUAUGAGCAAUGAAAAAAUUCGAGGGGAACCCUUCGUCGUGGAUAUGCUCAGCCUCCUAAACGAAAACAUAACAAAUAAUGAACUCGUUUUGAAGAAGACCAAGGUGCACCAUCAGGAUGUGCAAAAGGACGAGCUGGACAAAAACUUCGAGGUCACCUACGUCAAGCUGCAGAUGAUCAACAAUGAUAAUAUUAACGACACGGUCCUGCGCGACAUCAACAUAAACCUGGAGCUGAAGCAAAAUUUGUACAACUCUGUGUUCAUGCAGAUCUGCCACACCAACGGAUUCUCAAGCAUCCUGCAGCUCUUUUCCAGCUGA
This is a messenger RNA of Plasmodium fragile, 4053 nucleotides long. RefSeq lists its product as uncharacterized. The transcript has 3 exons. Lineage: Eukaryota; Apicomplexa; Aconoidasida; Haemosporida; Plasmodiidae. The record is from RefSeq and is a predicted model, not a curated record. The coding region runs from base 1 to 4053 and encodes 1350 amino acids. Gene Ontology annotation, biological process: protein export from nucleus; protein import into nucleus. Gene Ontology annotation, cellular component: cytosol; nuclear envelope. Gene Ontology annotation, molecular function: small GTPase binding; nuclear export signal receptor activity.